Angiostrongylus costaricensis is the source of this 1236-nucleotide messenger RNA. NCBI's taxonomy places the organism in Eukaryota, Metazoa, Nematoda, Chromadorea, Rhabditida, Metastrongylidae. The record is from the annotation of a GenBank genome assembly.
AUGCAAUCAUUUCCGCUUCGUCAUGUACACAGAAGUGAAGGAGCUGGUCAACUUCCUGGCAAAGGAAGCCUUUUCAUUUGUCAGCUUGCAAACUUUUUAGUUUGCCGUUAUCGCGAGCACAAAUGGGAACUCAAUGAUCCGGCAAAAGAUGAACAUCAUAGAGUCGUUCGUUCGAAAGUGAAAGGAUUCACGGAUCCCUUGAUUAUUACUGCUGCUACAGAAAUAGGACUUAGUGCUGAAGAGGUUCUUGAAUGUAUUCCUGAUAACAUCUUGCUGUUUGCCAAUCCUGGAGAGGUAUUCUAUCGAGCAGGUGAAAAUGCAGCUGCUGUGCCGAUUUGGACAGGCGAUAAAAGAGUGGAUCCCGACUUGACAUACUGCUCGUUACCGGCCUUCGUAACAAAUCCUGAAUGUGCUCCUACGACAUCACCUGCAUCGAACAUGGGUGCAGCUGGUAAGCCAUUCUACGUAGGAAGAUCCCGCGAAAGUGAUUCAGUGUAUGAGGUAGAAGAUGCAUACGUCCAACUCAAACUGGAACCAGUACAUCAAUCAAAUACGGACGAUAACGCUGUUCUACCGCAAUCAAACCUGAUGAUGUUCAUAUAUACACCAAAACAUCAUGUUUCGUAUACGAUAAAGGAAUUUGCGGGCACACGUUUUGGUAGCCAUCGUCUACGACCGGAUCACGAGGCCAUGAGGCGCAUCCAAAGAGAAGCCGCUGCGAGUCGCGGAAUAGAACUCGGAACACACGCAAGACAUACGAUAUGUGGAGAUAACAUGAGCAACAUUCGUCCACAAACGUUAGAAGCUGGGGACACAGGAGUUGACAUGUACUGCUCAAAUAGCACCACUUCACGGCCGUCACUGCAUGGAUCGUCCUCAGUAAGGUACCCAGACACCAUGAUGAACGACUUUGAAACGUUAAAGACGUUGACAGGUGAACAACGUGGUGCACUUGCGAAUAUAAUUCGAAAUAUUUCUAUGUUUGACCACACUCUUAGCCGUCUGCAACGAGCACUGACUACACCUCAACAUAUCCAUUCUCAGAACUCUGCGCAGUCUCGAAUGAAUAUAAAUUCCGGUUCAAACUCAAUCAUGGUGCCGAAUCUUGCAGAUUUUAAAUUUCCUUACUACAGUCCAAAUCCUACCACAGCGAUGUCAAUGACUGGACGUCGUAACAACGGAAGACGUCGUCUCGGUGGUGGUGGUGACAACAAUAUGACUCCAUGGUUUUCAUGA